This is a messenger RNA of Cryptotermes secundus, 3093 nucleotides long. RefSeq names its product nucleolar MIF4G domain-containing protein 1. Gene Ontology annotation, biological process: ribosomal small subunit biogenesis. Gene Ontology annotation, molecular function: protein binding; RNA binding. The record is from RefSeq and is a predicted model, not a curated record. NCBI's taxonomy places the organism in Eukaryota, Metazoa, Arthropoda, Insecta, Blattodea, Kalotermitidae. Gene Ontology annotation, cellular component: nucleolus. The transcript is spliced from 12 exons. The coding region runs from base 163 to 3015 and encodes 950 amino acids.
CCCGACCGUACGGUUAUACUGGUCGUUACCUUGGCUAACUGUGGAUUAAACACUGUUCAACCGAUUCGACCGGAUUCGACUGAUCGUAUGAAAAUCGCGUGUUGUUGUUGGCAUGGUGGCACAUGUGAGCGUUAAGGAAUCAGACUGAAUGAGAGGAAAGCAAUGGGACGUCAUAUAAGGCAGAAGAGGAAUGAAACGGAAGGUAAAAUCCAUAAAUCACGAAAGGAAUUGAGGAAAGAGCAAAGGAGACUUAAGAAAGCAAAAAGGAACGAAUUCUUUCAAAGAAAGAAAAGUAAAUUAAAGAGAAAUACAAAUGGAAAUACAGACCACGAAGAGCAAAUUUCUAACAAUAUGGAUAUAUUAGUCAGCAAGGAACAGGAGAAGCAGAUUCGUAAAAAAUAUAGUGAAAGAGAAAGAAAUCAGAAAUUGCAGAUGGACAUGAAGAAUCAGCGCAUCAAGCAGCUAAAGAAAGCAAACCAACAGGAAGACAAAGUAAUUAAGAAGCUGGAAAAACAGCUUAAGUUACAUAAAAGGAAGCAGAAAUCAGUUCCAAAAUCCUUCACUACAGAUGGGUUGGACUAUUUGUUGGAAGUAUGUGAACAAAAGAAUAUGGAGCAUGGAACGAUGAUGGACCUAACAUUACAUGAUUCCAGUUCACAAUUUGAGGAAGAUUUAGCUUUGAUCACAGGCAACAGUCAAACAAGCAGUACUGCGAGACAGCAUGACAUCAAUAUAAACAGCAGUGAUGAUGAUGAUGAUGAUACUUUAAGUGAAAUACAUAAGUUUACAUCAAAUAAAGUUACAGGUAGUGAUAAUGAGAUAGUGGCCAGUGUAGAAGAGUUUGGGGAAACAGUCAGUUAUGAUAACAGUGACAGUGUUGGAUCUGAUAUGGAGGUUUAUUCAGAUUCUGAAAGAACAGUCAGCAAACAGAUUCUAAAUGGAAACAAAAAGGAAGUAAAUAAUUAUAAUCAUGUCUUAAACUAUGAUGAAUCUCAUGACAUAAUAGAGAAUGCUGCUUCAAAGAAAAGGGGCCUGAAAAGGAAGAGAAGCAAACCGGAAGAUUGUUCAGUUUCUAACACUGAAGGAAGCACACAGAGUAAAAGAUUACUUGUAUAUGAAAGGGAACAGCAGGAAUGUAAAUUAACUGACCAGAGAAAGUGUGGUAAGCUUGAAGAAAAUUAUGACAGUGACAAUGAAAGUGAAAAUGUUAAUUCAGUGGAAACUCUAAGAAUGAAAACAAAAGAACAAAACCAUGAUGUAGUGAGUAUAACAUCUGAUGAAGCAGUAGCUUGUAAUGUUGUUGGUUCUGUCUGUGAAGAAGAUGCAGGAGAUAUAGUGGGGAAGAAGGAUUGGAAGGAGGUUGAAGAGUACUGGGAAGAUAUCUAUGGCAGAACUCGUGACAAGCAAGGCAGGGUGAUUAAGGCAAAUACUGAGAAGUAUGUUCCACCAUAUGUCAGGGGCAGUACUCUGAGUGAAGAUCCAAAGAAACAGGAACAUAUAAAGCGGCUGCAGAGACAAAUGAAAGGCUUAUUGAAUCGCUUGGCUGAGAACAAUAUGAAUAGCAUUGCCUUGCAGAUAGAAGAGUUGUACAUGUCUCACAGUCGCAACAGUGUGAACGAAUCAUUGACAGACCUGCUGUUUGAGUCACUGGUGGCUGAAGUCAGUACCCCAGAACGUCUCAUCAUGGAGCAUGCCAUGCUAGUAGCCAUACUGCAUGCUAAUGUUGGUACUGAAGUGGGAGCUCACAUACUACAAGUAUUUGUUAAGAAGUUCCAUGAGCAUCAUCAACUGGAACACGAAGUGGAAAACAAACAGCUGGACAACAUACUUUUAAUUUUGUCCCACCUGUACAACUUUAAGAUGUUCACUGCUGAUCUGAUGUAUGGUAUCUUGGAGAAAUUAAGUGAGAAGUUUGGAGAAAAAGAAGUGGAACUGAUCCUGUUAAUACUGAGGAGUGUUGGCUUCAGUCUGCGUAAAGAUGAUCCUUUGGCACUCAAAGAAUUGAUCCUCAAACUCCAACAGAUAGCUGGAGAAGCUACUCAAUUUGAGAACAGUACCCGUGUGAAAUUUAUGCUGGAAGUUCUGCUGGCUAUUAAGAACAACAACAUGAGGAAGAUACCGAAUUAUGAUCCCAGCCACAGUGAACACCUCAAAAAACUAAUGAAGGGAUUUCUGCAUAAAGGAAAUUACAUCACUGAACUCAAAAUCUCAUUGGAUGACUUGCUGAAAGUUGAUGUACAAGGCAGAUGGUGGAUUGUGGGAUCAGCAUGGACAGGCUCUCUUCCAGGCAAGGCAGGGAAACAGGAUCCAGAUAACUGCAUGAAGCUUCAACAAAGCAACGAGUACAGUCAGCAGUUACUGGAUCUUGCACGGAAGCACCGCAUGAACACAGAUGUACGCAGGAAUAUCUUCUGCAUUUUGAUGACUGCUGAGGAUUAUCUUGAUGCAUUUGAGAAGUUACUACACUUGGGACUGAAGCACCAACAAGAGAGAGAAAUUAUUCAUGUUAUUAUAAACUGUUAUCUCCAAGAAAAGCAAUUCAACCCAUAUUACUGCCAUCUCUCACAGAAAUUCUGUGAUUUUGACAGGAAAUAUCAGAUCGCUAUCCAGUGUGCCCUUUGGGACAGGUUCAAGGAACUUCAAAACAUGCCUUCAUUCCAAGUAACAAACCUGGCAAAGUUUCUUGUACAUUUGGUUCUUCAUAAAGGACUCCCACUUUCAGUACUUAAGGUUAUUCAUUUUGCAGAGGUGGAUCAGUUCACUGUACGAUUUCUGCGCCAAGUUCUUCUGGGAGUUUUGCUUGCUGAUUCAGAAGAAUCUUUCCAGCAGGCCUUCCAGCGUGUCACUGUUUCAUCCAAGCUACACCUCUUCCGAGAAGGAAUAAGGAUAUUUAUACACCACUUCAUGUUGCGCAAUAUGAGUGCACUUCCUCAAGAUGAUAUGGAGACUCUAAAACUGCGAGCAAAAAUGGCAGAUAAAAUUUUUAGUGCAGCAGAAUCAAAAGUAAGGUUUUGAAUACCUGUUAUAAAGAGAAAUGUAUCUGGCUAAUGUUACUGAUUGUUAAAUAAAAUACAUUGUAAUUUAUUUGAUGCC